AUGAAGCAAAUCCAGAAAUUGGGAACACGCAUUUGUGGAAACCCGGAGAAAGAAUUACACACCAACCCCACAUAUAUGGAGUUCCAUGAAGGUACAUCUACAGACACUUGAGGAAUAAAUGAACAGUUCUUCCAAAGUAGAAAUUGAGACCCAGAAAGAUUAGGAUGUAAGAACUUAAGAAGAGCCUGUUGGAUCAGGCUGAUGGCCUUAUAUAGUCCAGCAUCUUGUUCUCAUAGUGGCUGAACAGACAGUUGCCUGUGGGAAACCUGCAAGCAGAACCCAAGUACAAGAGCACUCCCCCCCCCCCCCAUGGUUUCCAGCAUCUGGUAUUCAACAGCACUGCUGCCUCCAACUGUGGAAGAAGAACAUAACCAUCAUAACUAGCAGCCACUGGUAGCCAUAUCUUCCCCGAAUUUGUCUAAUCCUCUUUUAAAGCCCUCCAAGUUGGGGAUGAACUAUGAAGUAGCCAAGUUUGCUUAUGAUACCAAAUGGUUCAAAGCAUUUAAAACAAAAAGUGAUUGCAAGGAACUCCAAAAGGAACUCUUAAAUUGGUAAAUGGGCAAUAAAAUGGUGCAUUCAAUUCAAAGUAUGUAAGUGUAAAGUGAUGCACACUGGGGCAAAAACACCCUCAAUUCCCAUAUAUACUAAUGGGACUGAACUGGUGGUGACUGGUGGUUCCACUGGUGCUGGAACAACCCCCCUCAGCGGGUUGUGGACUCUACUUGGAGGUUUUUAAGCAGAAGUUGGAUGACCAUUUGCCAUGUAUGAUUUAGUUGAAAUUUCUGCAUUGCAGGGGGUUGAACUGGAUGAUUCUUGAGAUCCCUUCCAACUCUAGGAUUCUAUAAUUCUAUAACCUGAAAUGUGACCUUGGGGUCAUAAUGUCUGAUGUAUCAUAUGUUCUUUAUAUUUUGUUGGAGGCCAUUAUUUUUAUUAUUAUUAUUAAUUGAAGAUGUUGAACCAUUGUGAGGCAGCUAUGGAAAACUGUAAAUUUUAUGUUGGAGAUCAUUAGAAAAGGGGCUGAAAAGAAAUUCCCCACUUCCCUCAGUCCCUUAAAAAAGGUGAUCUGGAGGCAGUAGGUCUGAGGGCACUGUACAUGCAUAUCAUGGACUAGUUAGAUGCAGAGGAAUCUUGGGAGGAACCAGCUGGGGAACCUUGAAGGAAAGAAGUCUCAGAGCCUGAGGGUUGGUGAUGGGACAAUGAUGCGUGGUCAGAGGGAGUAGAGAGAAAAGACUAGGAGGAGGAGGAGGUGCUGAAGAGGUAAGAGGAUUUAGUGAGCUGGCAGAGUCUGGAGCAGAGAAAAAGACCAGAAUCAGAGGCAGAAGCUGAAGGAGGAGCAUGGGACAAAGGAGGCCAAGAGGCAGAAAUGAAUCAGACUGGUGCAGAGUUGCAGGUGUCUCCCCCUCUUGCUGCAACAAGCUUCCCUCCCAGAACCAGAAGAGACAUGAAAAGGGCAGAUGAAAGGAUGGCUUCACCCAGGUGAAAUCUCCAACUGCUUGGAAAAAGCUCUGGAGAGGAGGGGUCUUAGACAGUUGUGGGGAGGCAGAGAUUGUCAGUCUCAGUAACUGCUUCAUGGGGGUCAGACCUACUGGGAAUGAGCUGCUGUGCUCAUUAGGCCUGCAACUCCAGCAAGUUUGUGCAGAUCGUGUCUUUGCUAAUGAAGAAUUAACUGCAACUCAUUCGACUGCAGUGAAGGAAGGUGAUCCAUGCGCUUUACUUGACCCCCCCUCUCGACAUCGCCAAUGGCCGCUGCUUCUCUUCCUCAGCUCCACCAGGUGAGGAGCUAAGUACCACAAACAUCUUUUCCCACCGAUCAGGGACUGUUACCGCAGCCAUUGGCAAAGGCGACCCGAACAAGCCCCUGGGCAAGAUGUCCUCGUACACUUAUUUCAUGCAAACGUGCCACAAGGAACAUAAGAAGAAGCACCUGGACACUUCGGUCAACUUUUCCAACUUCUCCAAGAAAUGUUCUGAGAAAUGGAGGACAAUGUCAGCAAAAGAAAAAGGCAAGUUUGAAAACAUGGCAAAGGGUGAUAAAGUUCAUUAUGAUAGGGAGAUGAAAAGUUAUAUUCCUCCUAAAGGGGAGAAGAAGAAGAAGGAGGAGGAGGAGGAGGAGGAGGAGGAGGAGGAGGACCCCAAUGCCCCCAAAAGACCACCAUCUGCUUUCUUCCUGUUUUGUUCUGAGCAUCACCCAAAGAUAAAAAGCGACCACCCAGGUUUGUCUAUUGGUGAUACAGCAAAGAAACUAGGCGAAAUGUAG
Molecule: messenger RNA, 2257 nt
Organism: Podarcis lilfordi (Lilford's wall lizard)
Lineage: Eukaryota; Metazoa; Chordata; Lepidosauria; Squamata; Lacertidae
Source: the annotation of a GenBank genome assembly